Molecule: messenger RNA, 1669 nt
Organism: Chlorella variabilis
Lineage: Eukaryota; Viridiplantae; Chlorophyta; Trebouxiophyceae; Chlorellales; Chlorellaceae
Exons: 14
Coding region: 30-1445 (471 amino acids)
Biological process (GO): sulfite transmembrane transport; transmembrane transport
Cellular component (GO): plasma membrane
Molecular function (GO): sulfite transmembrane transporter activity
Source: RefSeq, a predicted model, not a curated record
UUGCUCCAAAACGACACCAGCAAACAGGCAUGAGGGUGCUGGGGGUGCAGUGUGUGCGCCCGCUCUCUGCGCUCGACAGCCCAAAAGAAGCUGUCAGGCGGUUCACUCCCUCAUGGUUCACAGUGGUCAUGAGCACCGGAAUUGUGGGCCAGGUCAUCGGCACCUUUCCCUAUGAUGCACCCGGCAAGCUGCAGGCGGGGUGGGCCUUCUGGUGGCUGUCGCUUGUCCUCUUCUGCAUCUUUUUGGCCAUGCUGAUUGGCAGGUUUGUCUUCUUUUGGAAGGAAGCCCUGCUGCUCUUCUCGCAGCCCUUCCAGGCCAUGUUCCUGGGCGCGGUCACCAUGGCGUUUGCCACCAUCAUCAACGGGUUUCCCACAUUCCUGAUCCAUUACUGGGACCAUGAUGCGGUGAUGGAGGCGGCUGUGGUGCUGUGGUGGAUCCAGGCGGCCCUGGCGCUGGCCUGCACCCUGCUGCUGCCCUUCUUCAUGUUCACGCUGCACAGGUUUGAGCUGGAGAAGAUGUCGGCGCUGUGGCUGCUGCCCAUCCUGCCCUGCGUGGUCGCCUCCGGCUCCGGCGGCAUCAUCGCCCGGAACGCCUCUGUCGGCACCGCCGUCUAUGUGAUGCACAUGAGCUACCUGCUGUGGGGCAUCGGCAUCCCGCUCUGCCUCAUGAUCAUGACCAUCUACCUGCGGCGCCUCAUGGUUCACAGCAUCCCGCCAAAGGAGCUCGUUGUGUCCUCCUUCUUGCCAGUGGGGCCCAUGGGCAUGGGCGCUGUGGCUCUCCUCAACCUGGGCGCCGCAGCCAUGCGUCUCUACCCGCCGCCCGCCACAGCGGACGUGGCGGCCUCGGGCCUGAUUGUCAGUGUGACGGGCGUGGUGGUUGCCUUCAUCAUGUGGGGAACCGGCGUCUGGUGGCUCACGGUGGCUGUGUGCAGCGUGUGCGCCAGCUGCCGCCAGAUGACCUUCAACAUUGGGUGGUGGGGCUUUGUUUUCCCCCUGGGCGUUUUUACCUCCGCCGCCAACGAGCUCUGGCGGCGGCUGCCCGAUCUGCAGUCGAUGCGCGUUGUGACGGCAGUGCUGUCCUGCUGCACAAUCGCCCUGUGGGCCUUUGUUUUCCUCAACACACUCAUCCAGGGCUGGAACGGCUCCCUCUUCUAUGCGCCCUGCCUGGCCAACAGGCCAAAGGGCGACGAGCCGCCCCAGGCUUCCGGGCCUGGGCUGGAAUCCUUCCCAGACUCUCUCAAUUAUUGCGCCAAAGAGGGCGCCGCCCCUUCCAGCAGCAGCGACGGCGAGGACGGGCGGCAGCAGCAGCAGCAGGAGGAGGAGGAGGAUGUGGAGGCGCAGCAGGGCAAGCCGCAGGGCGAGCAGCCGCCGGAGAAGCAGGCCGGCGGCGCCGCCGCGGACGGCCUGCAGCGCCGGGUGAACGGGCACGCGGGGGACGCGCUGUGACUUUUGCUGCCAUGCAGAGAUCAGUAAACAACCUCCACUGCCCCCCCCCUCUUGAUCUGUCAGGAUAAGCCAGCCGGCUGGCAUACCCUUGUACUACCGACAUUCAUUUUGUUGUGGGCGACACUUUUGCUCGUAUGCCCCUGCUGCUGUCAGCCUCACAAUGCACUACCUCUGCUGCCCCUCGAUGCGCUGUCUAGCCUGGCUUUUGUAAUAUGGUCACAGUG